CCGUAGCCUAUGUAGAAAUUGCGGACAAAAUAUUUUUAUUUCGCUGAUAGUCUUACCUCACAGCCAGCAAUACAGGAUAGCUGUAAAACGUCGAAAUGGAUUAUCAUCCUUACCUAACUAAUGAUUGCCUAAUUCACAUUUUCUCUUUUUUUAAAGAAGAUGACUUAAUUCGAGCAUCAAGUGUCUGUAAGGAAUGGCAAGAAGCAGCAGAAACACCUUGGUUGUGGCGAGAAAUGUGUCUGCAGCGUUGGGGUUUCUGUAACAUUGCGGUGCUGGGCUCUGAACAUGGGAAGCAGGCUUGGAAGAGCUACUUCCUGCGUCGCUCUCACCUGGAGCUGAAGAUGACCAAGGGCAGGUCCGGAGGGGACUACACCUGUAAAAGCUUGAGGGGACACACAGGCAGGGUGGUUGGGUGUGUGUACCUGUCAGGGAACUCUCCCCAGCUCCCUGACUUCUGGAGCUCCACCCCUACUGUCUGCAGUUCAUCCUCAGAUGGUACAGUCCGUGCCUGGGAUGUCCAGCAGGGGGUACAGCUGUGGUGCAGCCCUGUUCAGAGUCCUCUGACUGGGAUGGUAGCUGACGGUGGGCAUGGUGGGGUCAUCACGUCAGAUUCCACAGGGCUGCUCAAAGCCUGGGAUGGUCAGAGUGGACAGGAGAUGUCCUUCUACUCCUCAGCAUCCCCACAGUGCACCUUACUGCCCUACAGUAUGGAAGGCAGCUCUUUUCUCUCAGUGGGGACCAGUCAAGGCUCUGUCCAUACUCUGACUAGCCCCUCACUGUCAAAGCUGUCCACUCUGGUGGUGUGUGACACAUUCAAAGUAAACCUACUCCUGGCAUCGCCAGACAAGAAAUGGAUCCUAGCUGGAACUACAGGGAAUAUGGAUAUGAGUCCAAAGGUGUUGUCCAGUCAGAGUGUGACGUGUCCCUCUGAGGAGGAGGAUCCUCUGUGCCAGUGUCUGCCUGUCUCAGGCUGUAGUGCUGCUGCCUUCCUGCCCUCACAGCCAGCCAGACUGGCCACGGUCCACUGCAAGGAAAACUCGCACUCAAACUCGCAUCACAACAAGGUCCUCUCUGUGUUCGACGUCAUCAUAAAAAAGACCAGAUUCAAGACAAAGAUCCAGGUUGAGCAGAUGGAGAAAUUUGAGUUGGUAUUUGAGGGCAGGACUUCGGACAUCCUUCUGGAAGGCAAGGGAAGCAGCACUCUGGUUGUAGCUGCUCACAGAGAGCUGAAGGUCUACACUGUGAAAGGAGAACUCAUCUGUAGCUUCAAGGACCAUACUGAACCUAUCUGCUCUAUUUGUGUGGAUAGUUUCCGUGUAGUCACUGCUUCUCGGGACCUGUCCUUAAGAGUGCUGACGUGGAAAACUGACAGAGACAAAGGGCUCACACUGGAAAGUCGAUACCACUUAUUGGGAGGCUCUCACUCCAUGUCCAGAGGGUUCAGUUAUGUGGUUUGUGACUACUCAACCAUUGUGGCUUCAGUGGAAGCAGUGGAUGGGAAGGAUGUCCUGAAGGCCUACUCUUUCAACUCCUGAGCAACACUGUCCUCUAGGAGGACUUCGCAGACCAGCAUGACAGUGGACAGCCAUCUUCCCCUCCUGCAUCGCAAAGGACAUGACCUUCACCAUGUCCAGGAUGGAUGCGAGGGAGGCCACCCCAUAGUCAUUCCAACCAAAGUUGUAGAAAUAUACUGGAAUAUAAGGACAGUCAUUAUUCAACCAUUCACACAGUAAAUUUGCAUUGGCCCCCUUCAGUUUUUCUCAUUGUAGAGGAAUGGUCAUAGACUUACUGUUGUUCUCCAUGAAGACCUCAGGUUGGUAGGAGAAUCCACUCUCUGAUUCCAGUCCAUUGGGACCACAGCUGGCGUGUUCCCCAGGUCUCUGCAGGUUUAUCACUGUCUUCAGGCCACAUCUACACACAAUUAAUAACACAUCAAUUCAUUUAUUUGAUCUAUACUAGGAGCAUUGAAUUGACUUAUGGUGACAGCAAACCCUGAAAUAAAAUAUAGUGUUACCUUUUAAAUUGGUCAAUAAUGUUGUACUUUUCUAUUAAUACAGUAGAUGGUCUGGCCAUGGCAAGUAGGUUUUCCGUGACCCUGAAAGGAAAGACAUGUUUCUGCAUUAAACUUACGGGUAUAAUCCACUUACAUUCAACAUACACAUUUUUAUAGAGCCUUUCUGAUUCCUACCAGGAGGAGUAAAGGCCUUUGAUGGCUUGCUUGUCCUUGCUCCAGCGGUCAGGGUUCUCAUACUUGCAGUUCUGACCUCCACACCCUAUGGAGCAUUGUGUGGCUCCAGGGAUGACGUGACGUAUCACCUCCCCCACCAACGUGUACUUCGACUGGGGUGUCCUGACUGGGGGUACGCAUGGAGGGUUGGAGGGUUUAAAAGGAGACAGGAGGGGUGUUGUGAAACAAUGUCCUCUGUCAUUUCAACCAGCUGACCUCAGCAGUUUACAUUCAGAAUUAUAUUUUAUGUUGCAGUCUGGAAAGAACUGAUACUUCAAUGGACUACCAUACAUGUAAGUUUGACUAGUGGAGCCCAAUCAAUGUAAUAAAGCGUACACUAGUGUGUCUUCUUACAGAAACAAACUGGAGUGACAAUAUCUGUGAUUAGCACAUUGUAAAGAAGUGGUGUCAAGCUUAACUAAGAGAUGUUCCUGAUGUAAAGAAGUAGUGUCAAGCUUAACUAUGAGAUGUUCCUGAUGUAAAGAAGUAGUGUCAAGCUUAACUAUGAGAUGUUCCUAAUGUAAAGAAGUAGUGUUAAGUUUAACUGAGCUGUUCACAUUGUAAAGAAGUAGUGUCAAGCUUAACUUUGAGGUGUUCAGCAGCAAGCUAAUCUGUCAUCUGGCACACACCACCAGGCUUAACAGUAUUACAAUAAAAAUAGCAACGCAACACCCUGUUGAACCUUUCUUCAAAUAGAUUGAUAAAUCAUAUUAGUUAACGGUACUAUAUGAUCCUUUAUGUUAGAAAUGUGAGUAAUGAUGUAGUAUAUUAAUACCUGACUCCAUGAGGGGGUAGGGGACUCCACUGCUUGUCUGAGGGUGGAGUGUUGUGUGACUGAAUACUCAAGCAGACCUCCACUGCCAUGGCAGUGCCUUGGGACACACACUCACGUUAGUCUAAGAUAAAACCUCAUUUACAUUUCAUAAUAGUGUGGUAGGUCCUUAUAUUGAUCAGUGUACGAGGCUACAUUGUAAAAAACAUACUGGAAGCAGUUACCUACCUGUAAGUUACUGUAAAAACAAGUACAGUAUGUUACUGUAAAUUCCAAAGAAAGCACUUCUUUACAGUAAUGUACUUUUAAACCAAGGUUUAUUUGUAAUUUACGGUAACAUACUGUACUUUUUUUUACAGUAAUUUACAGAACUGUCUGCCAGUAACUUACUGUAAAAACAUGUGUGUGUGUUUUUACAGUGUACAAACAUAACCAGAGAGCAGUGUCAGCUGUCAAAGAUGAAAAUCCAUGAUGACCUAGGUGACAUCAACCAUUAAAAUCCAUAAUGUAAUAAUCCAUUUAGGAAUUGGAACACAGCAACCUCCCAAUAAGGUAUCCUCAGCACGUUUACCUGAAGCAGAAAGAUUGUGGAGCUAGUGAUCGUCAGCAUCUUCAGACAUCAACAUAAAACUACUCCACUUUCCCACUUUGGACCACUUGACACAGCAAUGUCCUCAAAUGCUUUCUUUCUCAGUUUUGGUAGUCCUGCACCACCUCGGGUCUUCAGUUAAUUCAGUCCAGAUUAUUUUUGUAAAUUAGGGGUGUGGCAACAACAUCAUCCACUUCAUCCUUUAUGUUCACCAGGAACAGGCAUUUUGCUUCAGCCAUAGGAAUACAGAACCCUGGCCUGGCCUCCACUGUGAGGUGUCAGAGAAAGGAGGACCAUCAGAGGUGUAGGUUCAUCUGUAGCAUGGCUCUGAAUGGUAACACACCUCAUUGGAUGCUCCUUCUCACUCCUUAUUCAUUAGACAUGCACUGCACCUAGAUCCAUUCCUGACUCCUCCCUCCGGAUUAACCCACUAAUCUCAUUGCUGUAGAAAGUAGGCUCAAGAGGCAAAGGCCCCCGUGGCCACUUCACCUCACAGUAGAGCAAAAAUUACUGAUCAUCUCUGACCAUCUGUUUGAACUCCCUUCAGUUGAUAACCACAACGAGAUACUAUUUGUUUGAAAUUUCAUUACUGGCUCCGGAUCAAUCAGCUAGGGAUAUCAUGUGAUCAGAAAUCAAUACAUUCAAUUUCACCUCGGUCCAAAUGGAUAAAUUCCCCAAACAAUACAAAUAAUUAUUUUAUAGGGGCCAGUCAUCCCUUUCCCCAUUGAGAGGACAAAAUCCCUCUCUGCCUUACAGUAUCCAGAGGACUGACUACUGCAAUGUGUGUUAGAUACCAAACAUGGGUGCAAUAGUGUUAUUCUGAGAACUUGGAUGUCAUCUAUAUGGAUAUGUAAGGUUUAAUAUGCUGUAUGUCUGUGGCCAUCUGUAUUCUGUUCAGAGUAAACCUGUAUUGUACUCAGAUUUCCCUCUCAGGCCAUCACGCUAAGGUGUGACCCCCUUCCUAGGAAUGUUAGCUGGUUUGAUCUGAUUGGCUAUCAUAGUUGUAUUACUUCUGAUUUGGUCUGUGGUUGAUCAACAACUGAUUUCAAAUACAAACAGGUCACAUGAUAUAAAAGUACUGAUUGACCAUUGUUCUGUCUCUUUUUGCUCUUGUCCACUAUAUGGAAAAGGUUGUAUGUAAAAUGCUCCCCACUACAAUACCAAAAUAUUAAUUGUAAUCUCAUGGAAUCAUUCAGGGUGCUAUGCUGUACUGUAUAUAUAUAUAUAUAUGUUCAAGUUACAAUACAUUUGUUUGUUUGUUGAUCUGAAUAACAACCUAACUGAAGCAGCUAUCAUUAACUGUGACAUCCAGUCUCAGAUACUGCAGAGUAGCCUGAAUGACAUAGGAAGCACUGUCAAGUUAGCUCCUGAUUGGAUUACCUGAGGUACGUGAAAGCUGAUUAUGUAUACAUCCACUAAGAAGGAAAGAAGUAAAAGAUAUGACGCUGAUUUAUCUUUGGCCACUCUUUAACGACUCCACAAUUAAUGGUAAUUGGGUCUCCUUAAUUGGAAGAGAAAGUGUUACCUCAGGUUUCCUUGAGGUCCCUCUGGUAAAGUAGAACCUUCUGGUAUGGUAGAACGUGUUGCCAAAUGGCUUUCACAACAGAUGAUUCAUGAAUGUGUGACAGGAUCAGGGGGCUCAAUUGAUGAGAAGGAUCUAAGUUAAUAUCUAAGCUUAGUAUUUCAGUCUUGUUGGAUCCUCUGGGGACACAAUGCACCAUUGUGCAGGUCUGUGCCAUUACACAUCACCUCAUUUAAAGUGUGACCAAAUACCACUACUUUUCUGCUUAGUUGUACACUCUUUUGUACAGAUAUCUAAUUGUGUAGGAGUCUUACAGUCUUACAUAAAGAGGGUGAUACAUGACCUCUGGGUGAGAGAAUGCUGUUGAGAAGAUUACCCUGGCCUGAUUGAGUGAGAUCACAGCUGCCCAGGGAUAGACACUAACUAAAUUAACAUCUAUAAACAACUUAUAGUCCCCACCGCUAGACACUUCAUAUAGACCUGUUUUGAUAGGUAAACAAAAUGGUAAUACCAGUUUAGUCACCUCAUGGUUAGUGUCCACCCUUAGAUGGAUGGGGAAUCAAUCCCCGGUUGAGUCAUACCAAAGAUUAUCAAAAUGAUGCCCCAUUAAGGCCCUGCGACACACUAGCGCCAUGUCCAGGUGGUAAACUUGUACAUCAAGCUGCCUAGCGUUACAUAAACAGGAUCCUUUCCUAUGGUCCAGUCUGGCUCAGAGAAGACUACGAAAAGCCAUGUUCACAUUGGCAGUUUGAAGUGACUUAUCCUAUUUAUUUGUAUAUCCGAUUUGAAUCUGUUCUUUUUCCUGCAGUCUGAACAGCUAAAAAUCACAUGGACUCUGAUAUUUCAAGCCACAUUUCAAACCACCUUCGUAGGUGGUUUGAAAUCAGAUUCCUGGUCAUGUGACUUGUCUGAAGGGUCAAAUCUGAUUUAUUUGCCCUCAAGUGGUUUUUAGACUGUUAUUUGGUGUAUCUUGCUAGCUACACGGUUCACAGUUUUACAAUAACCUGUGGUAGCUAACUAGCUUGUUAUUUGUUUGCAAACAAAUGAGUGAAUGUGCUAGAAAAGCUAAAACAGCUACGUAGCUCACUAGUUGACUGCUGUGGCUAGCCAAACAGGAUUUAUUUGGACAUUGGGAUCAUCUUAUCCUUUAAAAGUGUUCUUACACUAUGAUUUAGAAAAUUCUAUGCAACUGGAAAACGUCAGGCAUUGUUGUCUCCUUCGCCACCACCAAUCAGCCUACAACACUGCGCACACACCUGUCGUUACAACUAGCGUAGCCAUGUCAGCAAAUGACUGCUAUCUGAACACAGAAAUAUGAUUUGGUCACUUGCAACUUGCUGUUUGGACAGUCAGUAGUCCAAAACAGAUUUGAAAAACAAAACUGAUGAGCAUUAAGGCCUGCAGUGUGAACAAGGCUGUACUUACUUAAAACAAAAUGGUAGUAGCUCCAUUCUACCCUCCGAUACCCUAGGAGAGGGGAUAUUUGCCAUAGACAAGGUUUACACUUGUUGCAUGUAGAGGAGAAAAUGUUGACCUGAUGGCUCCAUCACCUGGCUACAAAUGGCAGUGAUGGGCAAAGAUUCCAGCGCGGUAUAAUAUAAUGAAUCCUCACCU
Messenger RNA from Oncorhynchus gorbuscha (pink salmon), 6724 nucleotides. It is a transcript of the gene fbxw12, whose product is annotated as F-box and WD repeat domain containing 12. NCBI's taxonomy places the organism in Eukaryota, Metazoa, Chordata, Actinopteri, Salmoniformes, Salmonidae. Gene Ontology annotation, molecular function: protein binding. The coding region runs from base 96 to 1535 and encodes 479 amino acids. The transcript has 11 exons. The record is from RefSeq and is a predicted model, not a curated record.